AUGGCAGACCCAGCUAUCCACGACUUCCUAAACCAGCCCACUACUAAUUCCUCAAAACCCAGCACCAGAAAGCCGACACAGAGACAGGCCACAUCCUCUUCUCGCAUGUUCCCAUGCCUCUUCUGCCCUCGCAAGUUCUACACCUCCCAAGCUCUCGGAGGCCACCAAAACGCCCACAAGCGAGAAAGAGCCGCCCUUCGAAGAGGCUACCCCGCUGACGCCCGCUUGGCUUGCGUCAAGACCGAGCCACCUGCAGACCCAGUUGCACCUUUUGUUGAACAGUUUUGGGCCGACCCCUUUCCGACCGUCCACCAGUUCCGUGCCUCUGCCUCAAGCUCAUCAGUUCCUCUAGGGGCGCUUCAUGGAAAUGCAACCCCAGAAGUUCUAUCUCCACCCUCUGAUGCUUCUGACCACGUAAACCUUGACCUCACCCUUCGUCUGUAA
Molecule: messenger RNA, 444 nt
Organism: Corylus avellana
Lineage: Eukaryota; Viridiplantae; Streptophyta; Magnoliopsida; Fagales; Betulaceae
Gene: KNU
Product: C2H2 and C2HC zinc fingers superfamily protein
Biological process (GO): negative regulation of abscisic acid-activated signaling pathway
Source: RefSeq, a predicted model, not a curated record